Molecule: messenger RNA, 375 nt
Organism: Aspergillus novofumigatus IBT 16806
Lineage: Eukaryota; Fungi; Ascomycota; Eurotiomycetes; Eurotiales; Aspergillaceae
Exons: 2
Coding region: 1-375 (124 amino acids)
Source: RefSeq, a predicted model, not a curated record
AUGGGCACCAGGGAUGCUAUCAAAUAUGCGGGCUGGGCCCUCACAGGAGCUGAUUUCGUAGCCAGCACGGUCGUCAAAAUCGUUGGCAAGAAGAAGAAAGUGAAACGACCGGUCAUCAAACGAUGGAAGGGAACAGUCAGUGCCGUCCUCUCGGUUCCAACCCUCUGUCUUUCCAUCACGGGCGAUAUCAUGGAUGCCAGCCAAGCCAGCAAGACGCAAGCCUUGAUUGUGGACGGAUUCAUAGAAACAGUAGCCUCAUUUGGCGCAACAUGGGGACAAUCGGUGGCAAGGUGGAACGACGAACUCGAAAAUUACCUCAUGUAUAUAGGGUUGGCCGCAUUUAUUUGUCUAUAUCAGCAAUGGAGCAGCAGGUAG